CCAAAGGUCUCUGCAGACACAGUCUAAAAGACAAGACCUACAAGCAAACACACACUAUUUGUUAACCUCUUACCUGAACACAAUUCAGACCGAACAAGUUCAACUGCCACCAUGAAAUAUUUGGCUCUGGCUCUGCUGUUUGGUGCUCUGGCGUCGCUAUCCGAUGCUCAUUGUUACUUUAAGUUACUAAAACCAGGCUUGACCCAUUGUCAGGACGAGACGGAUGAAACCUGGCAUCCAAUGGGAUCUUCAUGGAGAAACAGUGCAUGUAUGGACUGUUCAUGCGAUUCGUGUUGCUCUGCGUAUUCAACCCCCAAGCAGUUUCCUCCAGACUGUGUGUCAGAGUUCAACUCUGAGACUUGUGCAUACAUAGUGCACAAGAAGAACAACCCGACUGAACUGUGUCCAAUUUAUGGCGCAGUAGGAAAGUGAUGCAGUGGUGUAAAAGUUUGAUGUAAUGUCUUAGGUGGAGGAGGGAGAGACUUGCAGAUAUAAUUCCAAUCUGGCUUCUCACCACAACCCACUGCCCGUUUUGUUGGUUGUAAAGACGAACAAUAAUAAAACUAAUAAAAACGGAUAAAAAAUAA
Eleginops maclovinus (Patagonian blennie) is the source of this 587-nucleotide messenger RNA. RefSeq names its product beta-microseminoprotein-like. The record is from RefSeq and is a predicted model, not a curated record. Lineage: Eukaryota; Metazoa; Chordata; Actinopteri; Perciformes; Eleginopidae. The transcript has 4 exons. The coding region runs from base 112 to 432 and encodes 106 amino acids.